GGCGACUCUAUCGUUUGCUUGAGGGUAGAUCCGCUCGAGGAAAGGAUUUGGUCGAGGGAUGGAGAAUCAAAAUGGCUCAUUUCGUCCGAAAUUUUAUUCUCAAAAUAGAGAUAGUCAAGAGAGUAGAAAUUCAAAUGUAGCACUUCAUGAUAAUAGCCCUACAGGAAGAAUGCCCCAAAUUCCAUUCUCAUAUGGUUCUUUCCAAACUCCAACAUCUGGAUAUGGUUCUUUCCAAAAUCCCAUGUCAGGUAUGAUGCCUCCUCCUUAUGCUUGUGGACCAUGGAUGCAAUUUUUAAAUGGUACACCAAUGCCACAAAUGAGAUCACAAAGUUCACCCAUGAGUGGAACGCCAAGAUCAUUAUCAUUUGAAAUCCCCUCAUCGGAAGCUAGUGGCGGGUCUAAGAGGGUAGCUCGUGAACAAGAUGAGGAAGUUUCGUCACCUUCAAAAAAACUUAAUCAAACUAUGAAAGUGAAGAAAGCUGGAAACAUCAUGUGGGAUGAUGAGCUUGAUGAUUUCCUCAUUCCUUUCUUGGCCAAUGAAGCUAGGAAUGGUGGAAAGUGUGACAAGAGUAUGCGGUCUAGGGCAUUCAAUAAUGCGGCUAAAGCAUGUACUGAAAAAUUCCAUCAGUUAUUUACCAAGGACAAUGUGGGAAACCACUAUAGAACUCUUCGGAAUCAUUAUCUAGACAUGCGAAAAUGUCAUGAAAUCAGUGGCGCCGGUUGGGAUGAAGAAACAAAAACAAUAACACUUGAUCCAAGUGUUUAUAGCACAUGGGCAAGGGUAAUAAUUUCUUAAUUUUCUGCUUUUAGAUUUAAUUUUAUAUUGUUUCCACUACAUGAAUUGUAUAUUAGUGUCUAAAUCCAUUGCACUUCUCUAAAUAUGCCGCAUCAAUCAAAGGCUAUAGAUUAAUAUGCCAUUAAACUAUGCCAUUGGUGUAGAUUAAUAUGCUCAAUUUUGUGAAGGUUCUGUUUUCG
Molecule: messenger RNA, 975 nt
Organism: Asparagus officinalis (garden asparagus)
Lineage: Eukaryota; Viridiplantae; Streptophyta; Magnoliopsida; Asparagales; Asparagaceae
Exons: 2
Coding region: 59-796 (245 amino acids)
Source: RefSeq, a predicted model, not a curated record